Sarcophilus harrisii (Tasmanian devil) is the source of this 1284-nucleotide messenger RNA. It is a transcript of the gene RILP, whose product is annotated as Rab interacting lysosomal protein. Gene Ontology annotation, molecular function: protein dimerization activity. Gene Ontology annotation, cellular component: cytoplasm; ciliary basal body. The coding region runs from base 109 to 1176 and encodes 355 amino acids. The transcript has 7 exons. Gene Ontology annotation, biological process: cilium assembly. NCBI's taxonomy places the organism in Eukaryota, Metazoa, Chordata, Mammalia, Dasyuromorphia, Dasyuridae. The record is from RefSeq and is a predicted model, not a curated record.
CAGCCCGGAGGCGGGGCCGUGGCUCUUCCCAGAACUCCGGAGUCUUCGGCUUCCAGGGGCCCGGCGGAUCGCCCUCCUGCCCCAGCCCCAGGCCGAGCUCGGGCCCGCAUGGAGCCUUCGGGGCCGGCCCGGCCCAGCCCGGAGUCCGUGUACCAGCUGGCCGGGGCCUUGGGCACCGAGCUGCAGGGGCUCGCCAGCCGCUUCGGGUCCGAAACGGUGGCUCGGCUGGUGCCCCAUGUGGUGCGGGCGCUGGAGCUGCUGGAGGGGGCGGCGGCGGGGGCGCCCCUCGAGCUAAAGGAGGGAGAGGGCACGGGAGGCCGGGCCCCGAGGAGACCCCCGCCGGAGCUGCGGAGCGAGAACGAGGGCGUCCGCGAGCGGCUGCGGGACGGGCCGCAGGACGAGCGGCUCCUGCUGCGGCAGCUGAAGCAAGUGAUCGACCGGCAGCGGGACCAGCUCCGCGCGCAGAGACGGGAGCUGCAGCUGCGGGGGCAGGAGGGGGAGGCGUUGCAGGAGCAGCUGCAGAGACUCCUGCGGGUGAACGGGGAGCUCCGAGGCAAGCUGGCCGCCGUGCAGGUCCAGCUGCGGGCAGCGCUUCAGAGGGCAGCGCCGGCCCAGGCCGGGGCCGCGGAAGCGCCCGAGGCGCGCGCGGAGGCUGGCUCCCGCGCUGAGCCCCGGGGCCCGGGGAAGGCCGACGGCUUCAGCAGGGAGGAGGUCAGCCAGAUCCUGCAGGAGCGCAACGAGCUGAAAGCCAACGUGUUCUUGCUGCAGGAGGAGCUCGAGUAUUACCAUCGGGAGCUGCUGGCUGAGCGGCGCGUCCCGCGGCUCCUGCUGAGCGCCAUGAAGUCCGCUGUGCGCAAACAGAGGAGGAAGAUCAAGGCCAAGAUGCUGGGCACGGCGGAGGAGCCGGGGAGCAGUGAAGGGGAGGAGGAGGAGGAGGAGGAGGAGGACGGAGAUGAAGAGACCUCAUGGCUACCCCCCUCUGAUGUGGAUGGGGCAGGCCCACCUGCACCCCCUGAAUCCAGAAUCAGGAGUUUCUUCAGCCUUUGGUAUCGGGGGAGCCCAGAGCCCUCUGCGGAACUCUCGCCCACUGGGGAGCCCCCCUGCUCCCAGGGGGAGCUGAAGGCGGAAGAGGAGCCGCCCCCAGCUCCCCCCGAGCCCUCUGGGACCACCCUGUGACCACCCAGCCUCACCAGGCCCUGGCUCGUAGAAUGUAUCCCUAACCCCUUGAAGGCUUGGCAUGUAGCAAGUGCCUAAUAAAUGUCUGUUGGCUGACUGACUAAUCUA